GCAAGAGGCAGCAUGUGUGAGAGAGUGUGUGCAGUGACGUUUGCGUAUGUGUGUGUGUGUUUGUGUGUAGAGUGAAGGGGACGUCUCACUGAUGCAAAGGAUUCCCCCUUCAGAGAGGACACGUGCUGCCAGUGUUUAAAUCUCCACAAGGAUAAUUUACUGUCACACACAGACGAGGAGCACGAGCGAAGGGCACACCCACUCCACCGUUUGAGGAUGUGCAGAGGGUCAUGCGGUCGGUGAAAGACGACACCACCACGAUGAGAGGAUGCUGGUGAUGCUUUAACCACAGUUGAAUCAUGGGAAACGCGGAGAGUCAGAAUGGGGACCGUGGUUUCUAUGGCGAUGUGACGGGACCACUCUCCCGUAAGCACACGUCCCGCUCGCUCCGUCUCUCCAGCAAGCAGCCGAUCACCCGCCGCUCCCGACACUCCUCUUCAGUGAAGCAGGAGCACAGAAACUCUGAAGCUUCAACUCGCUCCUCCAGCACUCCCAGCAUCCCACAGUCGUUAGCAGAGAACGGACUGGAACCUUUCAACGCCACGGAUGAGUUCGGAGAGUUCGGCAUCAACCCUCACUGGACGCAACGCGUUGCCAUGACAAUGAGGCCUGAGUCCUAUCAGCAAGAUGAUGACCCGCUUGCCACACCAACUCCUGAAACCUCAGAGGCGGACACCAUCGCUCAGGAUGGAGGAGAGGACUCCACGGGAGAGGGGGAGGGAGACGCUGCGGGAGAGGAGAGGUACCUCCAGCGAAUGACCGAGGGCCCCCGAGAGGGAGGCAGUUUUAAAAAGAAGCGCUCGAAGUCUGCGGACAUGUGGAGGGACGACAGCCUGGAGUUCUCUAUGUCUGACCUGAGCCAGGAGCACCUGACCAGCACUGAGGAGAUCAUAGAUGGAGGAGAAGAGGAGGAGGAGGAGGAGCAGUUCACACGCCCCAGUGCAGGCUCCGCUGAAAGAGCAUCGUCUCUGGACCAUCUGUGCAGCCAGCAGAGUCCCGGCCUCAGGGGGCCGAGGAGCCGCUACCCUAAAAACCGGAGAGAGGCUGAUUGUGACGGAGAUGGAGAGGAGGGGUUGAUGUCUCCGACCGAGGAGGAUGUCGGCGGCUAUGGAGCGUUCACGCUUCCUUGCCGACGGUCCCACUGCCUGUCCGAGGGCUUGGGAGGCCUCGGCAUGCCGGCGGCACCGUGCCCUGCUUUCCAGGGACGUCGUGCACAAACUACCCAGGACAUCUCUGCUGUUUUGGGCGAAGGAAGCGAGUAUGGCGACAGUGGCAUUGAUGGCGUCACCACGGAGAUAGACGGGGACGGAGAGCUGGUGUCGCGGCGCUGUAAGGCCAUGUCGGCCUCUUUCUCAGUUUACUCGGCUGCCGAGAGCAGCGUCUUCAACGGCAGCGACAGCGGAAGCAGCAGCGCCGGAGGAGGGGAGGGAAGAGGUGGAGAGGGAGGAAGGGGAGGAGUGUACGAGAAUUUCCGGAAGGAGCUGGACAAUCAGGCCUGGACACCGGGUCGGGACUGCACGGAGGAGGCUGGCUCCGCUGUGAGCGAUGAGCAGAGCAGCGGCACUCUCAGCAACGCGUAUCCAUCGGACACUCUGACCGGCUGUGCACAAGGCACGGUCAGGAAAGCAGGAGCUCUGGCCGUGAAGAACUUCUUGGUUCACAAGAAAAACAAGAAGGUGGAACCUGCAACGAGGCGCAAGUGGAAACAGUACUGGGUUUCUCUGAAAGGCUGCACCCUUUUCCUGUACGACUCGGACGGGCGCUCGGGUAUCGACCAUAACAGCGUUCCCAAACACUCGCUGUGGGUGGAGAACAGCAUCGUACAGGCCGUACCUGAACAUCCCAAGAAAGAUUUCGUCUUCUGCCUCAGCAACUCAGUGGGGGAUGCAUUCCUCUUCCAGACGUCCGGCCAGACAGAGCUGGAGAACUGGAUCACGGCGAUCCACUCCGCGUGCGCCGCCGUUCUCGCUCGGCAGCAUCACAGGGAGGACACGGUGCGACUGCUGAGAACCGAAGUCCGCAAGCUGGAGCAGAAGAUCGACAUGGACGAGAAGAUGAAGAAGAUGGGAGACAUGCAGCUGUCCACCGUCACAGAUGGCAAGAAGAGGAAGACCAUACUGGAGCAGAUCUUCUUGUGGGAGCAGAACUUGGAGCGGUUUCACAUGGAUCUGUUCCGCUGCCGCUGCUACCUGGCCAGUCUGCAGGGCGGCGAGCCCCCCAACCCCAAACGCCUACUGGGCUUCGCGUCACGUCCCACCAAGCUGGCCAUGGGACGACUGGGCAUCUUCUCCGUAUCUUCCUUCCAUGCACUGGUGGCGGCUCGGACAGAGUGCAGCAUCCGGAGGAGAAACCAGGCGAUGCCUCGAACCUUCAGCAAACGUCGAAGCCGGUUCUCCUCCCUGUGGGGGCUGGACACCACUUCCAAGAGGAAGAGCAAGGGCCAUCCCUCCAUUAACCAGGUUUUCGUCGAUGGGAUGGAGUCCACAAAAAAACCCUUGGAGCGCAUGUUCGAAGACUCCGUCAGUGAGAAAUCUAAGGAGACAGAGGCCUCAGUGAAGAGUCUUCCACAGCAGCAAGUCGACAGCUACAUUUGGGUUCCCGAUUACCUGACUCCCUCCUGGGUGUGUCUGCCAAACAAUCAGCCUGUCCUGGCCAUCAUACCGCCUGGGGACACAGCGCUGGAAGUCCUCAGCACCAUCUGCAAGAACCAUAAGAUAGACCGAUCCAGCCACUACCUACGUUUGAAAGUGUGGGUUGACAACAAAAUGCUCUUCUUUGUUCCUCAGCUUGAAGAUGACGUCUCAGAUCUGGUCUACAAAGAGAUUGAGAUUUGCCCCAAAACAACCAAGGUGAUCCGUUUUGACAACGCAGAGUCCUGCACCAUCGGAUACGGUUUUUCUGUGGCGGUCAUAGAUGAAGAUGGGACGCAGCAGCUCCACAUUACAGAGGUGAAAGCAGGAGGACUGGCCUCAGCCAAAGGUUUGAAAGCAGGGGAUGAGAUCCUGUUGCUCAACGGUAAACCCGCAUCUGCCCUCCAGAUGGAUGAUAUGAGGGCUGCGUUUGUGAACCAAGCGUUGACCUUGUGCGUCAGCACCCUGCCCCAGCUGGACCCUCGGGUGCUGUGCUCCGUUCCACCGCGGCGCUCUGAUGGGGAACAGGACCCGGCCACAGACAUAUUCUCCCAGAGCCAGGAGGACAUCCUGGACGAAGUAUCAGGUUUGACAGUGGAGAGCCCAGAUGAGAGUUUGGAGGAAGGCCCUCAGCUGACCCUGCAGAGCCCCCGAGAUAAUCAGGAAGACAAAACCUGCACAGGGGCUGGACAGAAGAGCACGGAGCAGGUCACCGCUUUCUGCCGCAGCCUCCAUGACAUGAAUCCCACAGAGUUCCCCAUGUCGUGCUCCUCAUCGUCGUCCUCCUCGUCCCUUUCACCGAGCCCUGUGUCAGCUUUGCCACCCACGGCUGGAACCGCCAAUCAGAGACAGCUCUCCCACGCAGACAAACUCCGCAAGGUCAUCAAUGAAUUGGUGGAGACGGAGAAGACUUACGUCAAAGACCUGAGCUGCCUCAUAGAGUGCUACUUGACACCUCUGCAGAAAGAGAGCUUCCUCACGCAGGAUGAGCUGGAUGUUUUGUUCGGGAACCUCGGGGAGAUGGUGGAGUUCCAGGUGGAGUUCCUCCGGACGCUGGAGGAUGGUAUCAGACUGGUGCCACAUCUCGACCGACUCGAAAGGGUGGAGCAAUUUAAGAAAGUGCUGUUCUCCUUGGGUGGCUCAUUUCUGUAUUACGCCGACCGCUUCAAGAUCUACAGCGCCUUCUGCGCCAGCCACACCAAGGUCCCCAAGGUCCUGGCCAAAGCAAAGACUGAUCCAGAUUUCAAGGCUUUCCUGGCCGAGAGAAACCCCAGACAGCAACAUUCCUCCACUCUGGAGUCGUAUCUAAUCAAACCCAUCCAGAGGGUCCUGAAGUACCCACUGCUGCUCAGGGAGCUCUACUCCCUCACCGACCCGGACAGUGAGGAGCACUACCACCUGGACGUUGCGAUGAAGGCCAUGAACAAGGUUGCGAGUCACAUCAAUGAGAUGCAAAAGCUCCACGAGGAGUACGGUGCAGUUUUCGAUCAGCUCAUCAAUGAACAGACUGCAGCCAAAAAAGAGGUGGCCGACCUCUCCAUGGGGGAUCUUUUAUUACAUUCCUCUGUGGUGUGGAUCAACCCUCCAGCCGCUUUGGUCAAAGGCAAGAAGGACCCUGAUCUGGCUGCUUUUGUGUUCAAGACAGCAGUCGUGUUUGUCUACAAAGACUCCUCCAAGCACAGGAAAAAAAUCGGUGGAUCUCACCGAGCGUCCGUGAGUGACGACAGGGAUCCUUUCCGUUUCCGUCACAUGAUCGCGACAGACUCUCUCCAAGUCCGUGCCCUCGCAAACUCUGAGGGGACAGCGGUGUGUGAGAUAGUUCACACAAGAUCUGAAUCUGAAGGAAGACCGGAGAGGACCUUCCAGCUGUGCUGCAAUUCUCCAGAUAGUAAGAAGGACUUCCUGAAAGCGGUCCACUCCAUCCUCAGGGAGAAGCAGCGGCGGCAGCUUCUUGGGACGGACUCUCUGCCGCUCAACCAGCAGUACGUCCCGUUCGGGGGCAAACGCUUGUGUGCCCUCAAAGGGGCGCGGCCCACCAUGAACAGAGCAGCUUCAACUCCAUCUCGAACGCUGACCCGCAGGAAGCUGGUGAGGAACCGCUUCACCAUCGACACCGACCUGGUUUUCCAUGGCAACAACAACAACAGCAACGAUUCAGACCCUUCCUCCUGCUCGCCACUUUUCCAGCGUCCAGCCGCCCUUCAGUCCCACAGGCCUCAAGGCGAGGACACGGACCGCUGGGUGGAGGAGCAGUUCGACCUGGGUCCCUAUGAGGUUCAGGGAGAGGUCAUCGACGUGGGGCAGGUGAAGGAGACGGACAUUUUAAGCGAUGACGACGAAUACUGCAAGUCUGUGCGAGCUGCGUCGGCAGAACCACCCAACCUGCUGGGGAAGAUGGAGGGACUGGACCUGCAGGGUGGAGAGAUAAGAAGUCACAACCUGAACGGACGAAUAGAGACAAGAAGUGGGGUGAUGGAGGAGGAGGAGGAAGUUGAGCGAAUAAAGCACGGUGAUGAUUCCUUAACCUCCUGCAGCGUCUCUCUGUCCCGCUGUGCAACCCCAACUCUGAAGCUCGCCCCCUUAAAGCAGUGCACCGUGGAGGGGGCCACAAACAACGACCACAACGUCAUCUGGGUGCGGCGGGACGACUUUGCCAAUGGGUGCAACAGUGACGUCUUCUGAAAUAAGAAUAAGACGACAAGAUGAAGAAAGGAGAUGGAGGCUUCUUCCACUUUUUACACAAAGUACAAGUGCAAGAAAGCGGAGGAUAGAGUGGAUAAAAGCUUUAAAUAUGUCAAAGUUGAAGGAGAACCUUGUAUAGAAGGUGUCAAACCCUCAGCCAGUCCUCCCUGUGUGACGACACAACCCUCCUCUGCUCACCUCCCCUCUCUCUUCCUUAUUCAGACAAUCCAAAAGUACUGAAAGAAAACAAAUGAACUCAGCUUCGUUAAGGUGUCUUGAAACCUAGAGACUCUCACCCUGCGCUGCUUCAACUAGAAAGAAUAGAGUCCUCACUGUCUUGGACGCACACGCAGACAUCACACACACGCACGCAGAAUUGUAUGUGAACAAGACGUCACAGUACACGCAGACAUAAUAACCGAGUGUGUGUUUGUACACUGCACACAGAAGCACAGAGACUCGAGGCAGCUACUGUACCAUGCACGCACUGUACUGAAGAGACGUCAUCACUGAACUGUGACUUUCUGGCCAAAAAAAACAAACAAAGUUUUAUUUUUUAAACACAGGAAUGUGGGUGAUCUAUUUUUCUGACUCGGAAACUGUGUUUGUAUUUUAAUGCUCAAGGGCUGUGUGUUACUGAGCUUCUCUUCAGGGGCUUUUGGCUUAACGACUGCUGCGUGUAAGAUGGCGAGAUUCAACUAGCUUUAUUGUGCUUUUUCAUCAUUUUAACUUAAUAUCAGCUGCACAUGGGUUUGCAGUCACGAGUACGAUAGAGUGCCGUUAACCUCUUGUAUAAAAAAAGUUUUGAAGCUCACUUUUGUCUCCUAGAAUUAUCCUUUUUAAAAUAUAGUAAGUCUUUAUUUAACUAUUGUAUUUUUACUGUAAUUUUGUAAUGUUUACACCACAUUCAGCUGCCCAGUGUUACGAGCCACCUCCUGUGUGUUUGGUGCCAGAACCGCGCUUGUGUCUUUCACAUGAAUGUUCAGCCUUUUUCUUCUGUUUUUAUUAAAAUGUAUUUCAUCACCAAUUUCAUUAAGUUCAUCAAAGCCCCAGAGGCAGAACUAUAUCUCCACGAUCUACAGCCCUGAUAUUUAGCAAAAUAUUUCCUCCAACGAUCCUGUUUGACUUGAAUUUUCUUUGGUUUUAAAAAGGUGAUAGAAACCAUGUCACUGUACUGUUACUCCGGGCAGAGGAGCGAUCAUGCAGUCGACCUUCAGAUGUUCUCCUCUGCUCUCUCCAGCUCCUUUUUUUUAAACUUUAAGCAUCAUCACAGAAUCUGGCUCAAACUUCACUCGCCUGUUUCCACUUGCAUUUAUUCUUCUAUCCACCAGGCUGUGCUGUUUCACUAUCUGUCAUCACAAACAGCCCUCAUGCUAAGAUCAACAAAGUCAUCGCACCUUAAUGGAUGUAUUGAACAUGCACUUAAUACCCAGCUGUCUGGGGGUGUGAGGAUCUGAGUCAGUCAGAGAUUUAGGAGUGUGAAGGGGGGGAAGAUAUUCUCUGGAUGUUCUUGUGUUUUUAUCAUGAUGACUCUGGCUUCUUAGAUUUUAGCUUCCUGGGGGAUGAUGCUCAGUUCAGACUGUGAGGUACAAUCACAAUCCUUGGAGGCACAUGCUGUGGGAAACCCCCUUUGACUUCUCCCUUUGUACUAAAACUGUGUUUGUACAUUUAAAAAAACCAGUGGAGUAUGAUUUUUAUGUUAAAUAAAUUUUCUAAAUUUAA
Paralichthys olivaceus (Japanese flounder) is the source of this 7034-nucleotide messenger RNA. It is a transcript of the gene tiam1a, whose product is annotated as TIAM Rac1 associated GEF 1a. Gene Ontology annotation, molecular function: guanyl-nucleotide exchange factor activity; protein binding. Gene Ontology annotation, cellular component: cytosol; synapse; plasma membrane. NCBI's taxonomy places the organism in Eukaryota, Metazoa, Chordata, Actinopteri, Pleuronectiformes, Paralichthyidae. The record is from RefSeq and is a predicted model, not a curated record. Gene Ontology annotation, biological process: activation of GTPase activity; small GTPase-mediated signal transduction; positive regulation of axonogenesis.